Zea mays is the source of this 1956-nucleotide messenger RNA. Its product is annotated as General transcription factor IIH subunit 2. Gene Ontology annotation, molecular function: zinc ion binding. The coding region runs from base 21 to 1307 and encodes 428 amino acids. Gene Ontology annotation, biological process: DNA-templated transcription; nucleotide-excision repair; regulation of transcription by RNA polymerase II. NCBI's taxonomy places the organism in Eukaryota, Viridiplantae, Streptophyta, Magnoliopsida, Poales, Poaceae. The transcript is spliced from 4 exons. Gene Ontology annotation, cellular component: transcription factor TFIIH core complex; transcription factor TFIIH holo complex. The record is from RefSeq and is marked provisional.
CCCUUCCCCACGCCCACACCAUGUACGGCGUCGGCGGCGGCUUCAACGCGCCCUCCACCGCUGCCUCUCGGCGCCGCAACCCAGGCGACGAAGAGGAGGACGAGGAGGAUGAGGGCGGUGAGGGCCGCGUCCUGGAGGCGUGGGAGCGCGCGUACGCGGACGAACGGUCGUGGGAGUCACUGCAGGAGGAUGAGUCGGGCCUCCUCCGUCCCGUCGACACCAAGACCCUCGUCCACGCGCAGUACCGCCGGCGCCUCCUACUCCGGUCUGCCGCCGCCGCCGCUGCCCGCAUCCAAAAGGGGCUCAUCCGCUACCUCUACAUCGUCAUAGACCUCUCCCGGGCGGCUUCAGAGAUGGAUUAUCGUCCUAGUCGAAUGGCUGUUGUUGCAAAACAUGCUGAGGCUUUCAUAAGAGAAUUCUUUGACCAGAAUCCAUUGAGCCAUGUUGGCCUAGUGACAAUUAAAGAUGGUAUUGCCCAUCGACUUACAGAAAUCGGAGGGAGCCCAGAGUCACAGAUUAAGGCUUUGAUGGGGAAGCUUGAGUGUUCUGGUGAUUCAUCCCUGCAGAAUGCUCUAGACCUCGUACAUGGUUAUUUAGAUCAAGUACCAUCAUAUGGUCACAAGGAAGUUCUGAUUUUAUACUCUGCCCUGAAUACAUUUGAUCCUGGUGAUAUCACGGAGACAAUAGCAAAGUGUAAGAAGUCAAAAAUUAGAUGCUCUGUUAUUGGUCUUGCUGCAGAGAUCUUCAUUUGCAAACAUCUAUGUGAAGAGACUGGUGGAUCUUACACAGUUGCACUGGAUGAGUCUCAUUUCAAAGAGUUGUUACUGGAACAUGCUCCCCCACCUCCUGCAAUAGCAGAAUAUGCUGCAGCUAAUUUGAUUAAGAUGGGCUUUCCACAGAGGGGUGCUGAGGAGCUUAUCUCUAUUUGCUCUUGUCACAAGAAGAUAAAAUCUGGGGCUGAAGGUUACAUAUGUCCUAGAUGCAAAGUUAAUGUCUGUGAGCUUCCAACAGAAUGUCGAACUUGUGGUCUUACGCUAGUUAGUUCUCCACACUUGGCAAGGUCGUAUCAUCAUCUCUUCCCAGUACCACCGUUUGAUGAGGUCACCCCUGUCCCAAAUAGAAUUCAAAGGGGAGGGCAGAUCUGUUUCAGCUGCCAGCAGAGCCUUUAUAACCCAGACGGCCAAUCUAACCUCCAUGUGCGCUGCCCAAAAUGCAACCAACACUUCUGCCUUGAUUGUGAUAUUUACAUCCAUGAGAGCCUGCACAAUUGCCCUGGUUGUGAGAGCCAACGCAGCAUCGCUUCAUAGAGACCGUGUUACUGCGUGCAUUAUUCAGGUUGUACCUUAAGCUUUCUCCUACACUGUAACAGCCAGCAAAGUUGUUUCAUGAUCAGCUUUUUUCUGGCUAGCUUUUCUGAGAAUCUAGCUGUAGAGAGAAUCUGGCUGUGAGAAGAAUCUGUGUAUCGUGGGAAUUACGUGCGGAGGAAGAUGAAGUGGUCCAAAUAGUUCAGGAUCUAGAAAGCGAUGGAUUUCUACCAUCGCGAUGAUUCAACCGAUUCUGUGUUUAUGUUGAUUUUGGAUGGUUUCUACCAAAACGAUUCUUAUAAAAGCGGGUUGAAAAGCUGGAUGUUUGACAGUCCGCAGCAGCUUUUGGUGGCCAGAAGCUAAAAAAAAGCCCAAACAAACAGGGUCAUUCCGGCAUCCUUUUAUUGAUAGUUCCUGUUAGAUUGAGUACCUACUAGCUAGUGUUGAGCUAUUGCUACCCAUCAGAGGCCAAUGGGUUGAUAGUUUUAAUUUGUGCCGAGAAGAGAAGCUGAAAGUGUAUAACAUGACCGAGACUUGACUCUUGCUGUUUUUUUUUCUUCCCUGAAGCGUGACAGUAUAUUUAUUUGUUUUCAUUUGUUUAUGCUAAAACUUUGUCAUAAAUUGAGUUGUGGAUUGGGUCGGGGGUUUCAUC